Molecule: messenger RNA, 1554 nt
Organism: Hibiscus syriacus
Lineage: Eukaryota; Viridiplantae; Streptophyta; Magnoliopsida; Malvales; Malvaceae
Exons: 5
Coding region: 26-1459 (477 amino acids)
Source: RefSeq, a predicted model, not a curated record
UGAAGCACAAAUUUUAAUUUCAGAAAUGGAAUUGGGACCGAAAAUCGCAUUCCCACAGUAUAUGGUCGUCCGAUCCUUCGACAACCUUAAUUACAUGAGCUAUAUCCGUGAUCGCAAAGACACUGAUGGGUAUCUCAGGUUCUUCGAAGAUGGUGUCCAGAACCCAUAUGCCAAGUUUGAAGUGGAGUUCUCCACAAACGACAUGGUGCACGUAAGAAGCUGUCAGAACAACAAAUAUUGGGAACGAACCAAAAAUCUUUCCCUCACCGGAAGCACCAGCAGCCAGUACUGGAUUACUGCCACCGCCGAGAAGAAGGAGGCAGACCAAUCCAAGGAGUCAUGCACUUUGUUCAAGGUUAUUUUUGUCAACGCCGCCCAGAAUACGGUCCGAUUCACGCAUGUCCAAUCAGGAUGCUAUUUAUGCUUAUGGAAGUGGAGCAAUCAGACAUACACUCGUUCUGUGUUGGCAAACUACAAGACUUAUGAUGGUCAAGGCGCUGAUAUCUUCAAGAUUAUUGAUUGGAGUUCGUUGGUGAUCCUGCCUAGGUACCUGGCCCUCAAAGGAGACAACGGACUGUACUUGGGUCUUCGUUCUAUUGAAGGCCACCCUUAUUUGCAGUUUAUAACGGUGGAUAUCGGUGAUCCAACCGUGGCAUGCGAGGUUCUUGAAAUCGGUGAUGGAACCAUCCAGAUCAGGCAAAUUUCUAACAACAACUAUUGGAGGCGUAGCCCGAAUUGGAUCUGGGCAGAUACUAGAAGCCUCAACAACGACACUUUGUUUCGCCCGGUAAAAGUUACCGAUCAAAUCAUAGGUCUUAUCAACUUGGGCAACAAUUAUUUCUGCAAAAGACUCACAACCGAAGGCAAAACAAACUGUCUUAAUGCAGCAGUCUCCAGCGUUACAAAAGAAGCCCAGCUAACGGUGGAAGAGGCUGUCGCGACGAGAGAAAUCUACGGUGUCCGAUACGAUCUCAAUAAUGCCAGGGUCUACGACGAAGCAAUCCUCAACUUAGAUGAGAAUAGUUCUAGAAACUUGAGUCCCGGAACGUUCUCCACUUUAGAAGUGCCGCUCUCGUAUACAGAUACCAGGACUAGUUCUUGGAAAACUAAUAUUUCACUGAAGUUGGGUGUGAAAUCCACAAUGGAGUUCAAACUUCCACUCAUCUUUGAGGGGAAAAUUGAACUAUCCGGUGAAUUUCAAUCAGGAGUCGAGUGGGGAAACACCACCACGGUGACUACAGUUGUACAAGCUGUACACAAAGUUACUGUGCCUCCAAUGACUGAGGCAACAGUUACUGUACUGGGAACAAAAGGUAAGUGCGAUGUCCCCUUCACUUAUCUGCAGAGGGACACUCUUUUUGAUGGGACCACCGUCUUAUCUGAAGUUAAAGGCGGCGUUUUCACCGGUUCUAAUUACUACAGCAUCAGCUUUGUGACCAGAAACAAGAAGCUGGGAUAAGCCAUAGUAAUGAAUAAAUAAAUUCAUGUUUCCUUGAAGGAAGAAUGUACUUAUGUUUUCUUAUAAUUAAUAAAUGCCCAUGCAUAGACUAGUGG